This is a messenger RNA of Theobroma cacao (cacao), 3107 nucleotides long. RefSeq names its product protein ALTERED PHOSPHATE STARVATION RESPONSE 1-like. Lineage: Eukaryota; Viridiplantae; Streptophyta; Magnoliopsida; Malvales; Malvaceae. The record is from RefSeq and is a predicted model, not a curated record.
CUUUCCUGGCCUUUACUCUGUCAUCUACUGCUCUACUUACUCUCUCUCUUAUUUCAUUCUUCAUGAUAUUUAGUUUGUCUACUAAUCUCAAACUAAUUAUAGUGUUUUAACAGAUAAUUAUCAAAAUUUCAGCAUAGUAAAAGAUUUUUUUUCCCUCCCAAGAAAUAAAGGUGAAAAGAAAAUAGGAGGAACCACCUCUGCAGAGUUCUUUUUGUAUGUGGAUGCAUGGUGCCAAGAGAUGAAAUGGGAAAAUAUAAAAUUUUUGCAGGAGCAACGUUUCAGGAAGAAAACCAACUUUUUUCUCUUAUCAAAAGAUGAAGUGGUUUCUUCUAAAAAUUCCCCAAAAGCUACAUUUUCCUUCUUUGCUUCUCUCAAACCUUUGUAAAAUCUAACUCAUUCUUCCAUUUUGUUACAACCCCACCUCUUUUUUAUCAGAAAAUAAUACUUAAUAGAUUCCUUCAAAAUAUCACCUUUCUUUACUUUACCCUAUCCCCAUAUAUUCAAAAGUAGUAGCUUCUACGCCUGUUGAAACCAGAAAAAAACACCUCCAGGCUUUAGCAAGAGAGAUGGGUUGUGUUGCUUCUAGAUUAGAGGAAGAAGAAGAAGUUGUGUCAAUCUGUAGAGAAAGAAAACGCCUAAUAAAGCUAGCAGUAGAUAGAAGAUAUGCACUUGCAGAAGCACAUUGUAGGUACUGUCAAGCUCUUUAUGCAGUGGCAGCUGCUGUUAAGCUCUUUGUAGCUCGCCAUUCUUCACCUUCUUCACCUUUCCUCAUCACUUUUCCUCCACCUUGUCCACCUACACCGCCUGCUACAGACCAAAAUAUGAUAACCAACCCAAUGUUCCUCCAACAAAGACCUUCAGAGUCAACCCAUGAAGCCAUUGCUUGCGAGUCGUGUGAUUCUUCAACAAGCUCAGGUACAUCGGACGAAGAGACUAAAGAAGAGGUGGUAAGAGGAGAAGAAGAAGAACAACCUUGUGGGUACUUUUAUAUGCAAAUGCCACCGCCAAUGCCAUCACCACAAAGAGAUUUCGGUUGGGACUUUUUUAAUCCAUUUGAUGUUGUUAGACCAGAGAUUAUAAGUGGAUAUAACAGGUGUUCUGAUGAUGACUUAAGAGCGGUGAGAGAAGAGGAAGGGAUACCAGAGCUAGAAGAGGAAGGAGAUAGCAAAGAGGAAGAGAAAAAAGUUGUCUUUGUUGAAGAAAAAGAUACUAGCUGCAGGGAGCAUGAAGAGAGUGAAAGUGGCCUGAUUAAAGUAAAGGAGGAGACUCACGCGAGCCAAGGAGAGCAGAAAGGGCUAACAGGUAUUGACAGCCCAGAAAAGGGAAGGGAGCUUUUAGAAGCCUUGAAGGAUAUUGAGGAUCAUUUCAUUAGGGCUUAUGAUUCUGGGAAGGAUGUCUCAAGAAUGCUAGAGGCUAAUAUGGUUCAUUUGCAAUCUGGUUUGGAGGAAGUCAAAGAGAACUCAACUAAACUUAUCCAGGCUAUUACAUGGCAUCGGUCCACAUUGUCCAAGCCUCCAACUUGUAAGAGUCUUGUGGCUUCCAGCUCAAAAGGUUCUUCGGUAUGGACUGAAUAUAAGAAUGAUCUUUUUGAUGAAUAUGGAGGAAUGGAUUCAGGAAGCCAUUCGCUAACACUAGGAAGACUUUAUGCAUGGGAAAAGAAGCUUUAUGAAGAGGUUAAGGCUGGAGACUGCACACGGAAAAUCUAUGAGAGAAAAUGUUCUCGACUGAGAAACCAGGAUGUGAAGGGAUAUGAUGAGCUAACCAUGGACAAAACCAGAGCUGCAGUAAAGGAUUUAUAUGCUAGGAUCUUGAUUGCAAUUCGAAGUGCUGAAUCCAUCUCAAAGAGAAUUCAGAAAUUAAGAGAUGAAGAACUACAACCUCAAAUUAUUGAACUGUUAAAAGGCCUAACACGAACCUGGAAAGUUAUGCUUGAAUCCCACGAAACCCAAAACAAGAUCCUUUUGGAAGUGAAAUCUUUUGCCUGCCCCACAUAUGGAAAAUUCUGCAAUGAUUCUCACCGACUUGCUACACUUCAGCUCGAGGCUGAGCUUCAAAAUUGGCGUGCUUGCUUUAAAGAGUAUGUUGCAGCUCAAAGAGCAUACAUUGAAGCACUUCAUGGUUGGCUAACCAAGUUCCUGGUCCCUGAAGUUGAAUUCUAUUCCAGAGGAAGGAGUUCUGCUGCACCAUAUGGAGCUAACGGACCUCCACUUCUUGUGAUAUGUUAUCAUUGGUUAAGUUCCUUGGAGGAGUUGCCAGAUAAGGCAGUCACCUUUUCAUUGAAGAGCUUCUCUAAGGAUGUAAGGGCUCUGUGGGCUCAGCAAGGGGAGGAACAGCAACAGAAGAGGAAAGUUGAUGGCAUGGCUAAAGAACUUGAUAGAAGGACUAUGGCAUUCCAGAAGGUGGAAACCCGGUUUCUGGAGUCCAAGCUUACAGAUCAUAAAUCCGAACCAGAGAUGGAACAGCGGAAUGAAUAUCUGACAGAGAAGAAGGAUCAGUUGGAUAUGUUCAGAAAGAGGUUGGAUGUAGAGAGGGAGAAACACCACAAUUACAUGCAAGAAACACAAAGAAUCAUCUUAAAUGGAUUUCAGACAGGAUUUUCUGCAGUUUUUGAGUCCUUAAUCGGAUUCUCCAAUGCUUCUCUAAAGAUGUACAAUGACCUCAUCACUCGAAGUGAAAAUGCUGAAAAAGAGGGGAACCUAUCAUAUAUAGAGGGCUCUCAGGUAGAGGAAAACGGCAGCCGAUGACAUAAAGUGAACAAAGAGUUUUAAGAAUCUGAGGUUAAUGGUUUCUGCCUUUCUGUCGUCUACUUUGUAUAUUACAUCAUGUCGAAGCAGCUCGCUGAGACAAAUUUAUUUAUGUUUCCAUGUUUUCGUUUCUGAUGAAUAGCUAAUUGUUCAUUGUCACUAGAUGUCUAAUGUCUGCUGAAAAUUAUUUUGCAAGAUCUUCAAAUUUUCGGGUUUCCUAUUCUUUUCUGGUUAGGACUGAUUAAGUGAGAGGGCACUUUGUUUGAGCAACGAAUCUCUUGGGAGUGCAUCCAUUUUCAAUGAAAGUAUUUGUAUUUAGUGAUAACUUUGACCUGCAGAAUGCCCGAGAGCUGCACCUUUUGA